AUGUCCACCCAUGAGGCACAGGCUGCGAUAGACAAGUGCCUAGAUGCCAUGACGGCCCAAAGCGAGCAAAUGCGCCAAGUACAAGACAUUUUCAAAUGUCUACAAGAGGUACAAGAGGUCGCAAAGAAUGAUGUCCGCAAAAUCACGAUUGCCCUCACCGGGCUCCUUGGCGCGAUCAACACUGCACCAGGACAAGACGACGCAACGAAGAACAGUCUCCACAAUAUCGCAAUUGCCCUUAUCGACCUCCUUGGCACCACCAAUAAAGCUCUCGAGUCAAUCGAUACAUCGAUGACGGUAUCUGGCUAUGCCGCUCAAACUGCCUUCGUCGCAGUCAAUCUCAAAAAUGACGGACACGUGCUGGCACGCGUGCUGACGCUCAUUAAUGAGAGAAGAUUGAUGGACUUGAUGGACAAUGAUGGUGAUGAUGAUAACGAGCUUUGA
Messenger RNA from Penicillium pulvis, 444 nucleotides. RefSeq lists its product as uncharacterized. The record is from RefSeq and is a predicted model, not a curated record. The transcript has a single exon. NCBI's taxonomy places the organism in Eukaryota, Fungi, Ascomycota, Eurotiomycetes, Eurotiales, Aspergillaceae. The coding region runs from base 1 to 444 and encodes 147 amino acids.